AUGUCUCUGUUUGAAGGAAAAGUAAGAGCGGCGGCGGCGGAGACGCCAUCGGUGCUCCCAGGUCUUCCAGGCUUCAAUCCAGACAACCUUCAACCAUGGACAGUGCAGGUAACAGUAUCCAUGACUGUCUUGGCUCUCCUUUGCGUCGUGCUGCGCAUAGUCAGUCGACGUAUCAGGAAACAGCCAUUGGGGUGGGAUGAUUACAUGAUUAUCUUUUCAAUGAGCUGGUAUCUAGUUGUUAUGGGGUUUAUCUUCGCCAUGUAUGACAACGGCAUGGGUCUCCAUGCGGAUAAAGUUAAGCCUGCGAAGAUUGUGAUGAUGGCGAAGUGGUUGUUGGUAGCGGAAAUUCUCUAUGCUUGGAAUCUCGGCUGGACCAAGAUAAGCCUUUUACUCAUGUACUAUCGCAUCUUCCACGUGCCAUACUUCAAGAAGAUGGCAUGGGCAGUUGGCGGCUUUGUCAUGGCGUGGGUUAUUUGCAUCACUUUCCUCUUCAUCUUCAUCUGCGUGCCAGUCCAGAAACUGUGGUACCCUCAACUUCCUGGUCACUGCAUCAAUCAAGUUGGCACUUGGAUCGCAAAUGCGUCUUCGACUAUCUUUACCGAUCUCGCCAUUCUAAUUUUACCAAUUCCACAAAUCUGGAACCUUCAACUCAGAACAGCAGAAAAGAUGGGCUUGACCUUUGCCUUUGGAUUGGGCUUUUUCGUUGUCUUUGCCUCUGCAUACCGCACCUCAGUGCUUUUCACCUACACGAAUAAUGAUCCUACUUACACUCUUGCGCCAACAGUCGGCUGGACCGUUAUCGAAAUAUCUGCUGGUAUCAUAUCCGCUUGUCUUCCUACAUUGUUACCGGUUAUACGACUCCUUUUCAAAGCCAUCGGUAUCGAGCGAAACCUCUUCUCUUCUCAACGAGGAACUAAUGGCGCUUCCAACGUGAACAAAUCAAACUUGAGCACCCUUAAUCCGAACAAGAGCACGAAUGCAGAUUCGACGCAUAGAACGAACGGCAACAACUUCUAUCGCCUAAACGAUGAGACAGAGUCCGAUGGUAGCUUCACGAUUGACACACAACCGGUCGUAAUGAAUUCCCAAUUCCGGCCAGACACAAAAGGGUAUAGACAUACUACCAAAAGUCUUCGGAUCGAUGAGCUGCCGGCUGACCUAACAAGGGACGAUAUACCGUUAAACGGAAUCCGGGUACAGACAGAGUUUAAGCAAUCGACUUCGCCUAGGUGA
Molecule: messenger RNA, 1233 nt
Organism: Trichoderma asperellum CBS 433.97
Lineage: Eukaryota; Fungi; Ascomycota; Sordariomycetes; Hypocreales; Hypocreaceae
Source: RefSeq, a predicted model, not a curated record